Molecule: messenger RNA, 276 nt
Organism: Necator americanus (New World hookworm)
Lineage: Eukaryota; Metazoa; Nematoda; Chromadorea; Rhabditida; Ancylostomatidae
Exons: 1
Coding region: 1-276 (91 amino acids)
Source: RefSeq, a predicted model, not a curated record
AUGGCAAAGAACAUCGACUCUUUCGAACAACUUACGACCCGAAUCGGACGUCUGCGGAUGAGAAGAUGUGGUCCAACACCAGCUUUGACUAUCUUCGUCGCUUACGCUCCAACAUCAAGCUACAAAGGAGAAGUCGAAGCUUUCUAUAUGGACCAUGGACCUGGAGAAGUUCUACCGAGAAGAUCAUGCCUUCUACAAGGUCAUAAUAAUUCUACAAGGCGAUUUCAACGCCAAAGUUGGCCCAAGAAGAACGCCGAAGUUCCUGUAAUGAAAUAG